AGGCUUCCUGUGCUGCUUGCUUCAGUAGCCUUGCUGCCCGCCUCUGCACUCUCUUGCAUUAACCUACCUCGUAAUUUGCAUUUAAGUGUGAUGUGGGUGAACUAAAAGUAGUUCUCCCUUCAGAUAGUGACGUGGGAUUGUGGGACAGAAGAGAUGCAGACAUAUACCUCAACAGAUACUAACCCAGGGCCAGAGAAUAAAUGGCUCUUUGGUUUUAAGUGAGGAGAGGAAGAAGUCGUGAAAUGUAAGCGCUGGUUUCAUUCCGUGGAGCAAAGGAGGUUUAUAAAAAUAUGUAAAGGGUGGGUGCCAAGAUGAUGGAGUCAGGCUCUUCUCGGGGAUGCCAACCACUAGGACAAGAGGCAGUGGACAGAAACUGAAGCUCCACCUGAAUGUGAAGAAGAACUUCUUUACUGUGAACCAGUGAUUCUGAAGACUGCCUGAUCAUGAUGGCUCAUGCUACUAUUUAUGUGGGUUGCACUGUUCCUCAAUUACUGAGAGGUGCUCAGAGCAGGAUUUUUCCCUCUCAUUCUCCACUGGGGGUGUUGAGGCACUCUGCUUUUUGUUACUGCACAGGCAAUGGCACAAUCAAAUCAAAAAGGAAAAUGGAUCAUCUAGAGAGGACAGCAAAUAAUUUUCGACAGGAGGUAAUUACACAAGCAAAAGUGUGUGGGAUCACCAAUGAAUCAGAGACGGUCAAAAGGCUUCGUUUGGCAAUUGCAAAUAAAGAUUUUACUUUCAAAGCAGGACAAUGGGUCGAUUUCUUUAUUCCUGGAGUAUCUGUAGUUGGGGGAUUCUCAAUAUGUUCAAGCCCUGGCCUGUUAGAACGAGAAGGAAUACUGGAGCUGGCAGUAAAGCACACUGCUCAUCCUCCUGCUCACUGGAUUCACACUGAGUGUACUCUUGACUCAGAAGUGGCUCUGCGAGUGGGAGGUGAUUUCUUCUUUGAUCCUCAGCCUGGUGACUCCCCUGUAAACCUAGUGCUGAUAGCAGGGGGUGUUGGAAUUAACCCAUUGUUUUCUAUACUGCUGCAUAUAGCAGAUCUUCAUGGAUACCAAGAGGGUAAAGGAAAUAGACACAAAUUGGGGACAGCGAAGUUGUACUACAGUGCAAAAAAUACCAGCGAACUCUUGUUUAAGAAAAAUAUUCUUGGUUUGAUGAAGGCGUUUCCUGGAAAGAUCUGGUGUUGUUUCCACGUCACCCAGCAGCGCUCACAGAUCUGUAAAGAACUGCAGCCACACAUCACAGAGGGAAGAAUAUCUGAAAAGGAUCUAGAGAAACACGUAUCUAAUGAUACUUCAUGGUACAUCUGUGGUCCCCCUCCAAUGAUAGAAUCUAUAUCCAAGCUACUCACUAACAUUGGUGUUCCUAGAAACCGUGUUUUCUUUGAGAAAUGGUGGUAGUGACACCUGCUGAAAAGAAAAUCAUAGUAUUUUUUCCAGUGCAUUUUGAUAAAAUGUACAGAGAUGGACUAUGAAUUAUUUUGAAGAUUUUAAUGAAGAUGUCCUCAAUGAUUAUCUGUAAUACACCUGUAAUACAGUGCUGCUGCUUUGGGGAAAGAAAAGUGAUUUUAUAUUAAAGACAUUGACUGUU
Molecule: messenger RNA, 1590 nt
Organism: Melospiza melodia melodia
Lineage: Eukaryota; Metazoa; Chordata; Aves; Passeriformes; Passerellidae
Gene: OXNAD1
Product: oxidoreductase NAD binding domain containing 1
Exons: 8
Coding region: 444-1400 (318 amino acids)
Cellular component (GO): mitochondrion
Molecular function (GO): oxidoreductase activity
Source: RefSeq, a predicted model, not a curated record